This is a messenger RNA of Brassica oleracea var. oleracea, 913 nucleotides long. Its product is annotated as coiled-coil domain-containing protein 115-like. The transcript has 6 exons. Gene Ontology annotation, cellular component: extrinsic component of endoplasmic reticulum membrane. The coding region runs from base 98 to 757 and encodes 219 amino acids. Gene Ontology annotation, biological process: vacuolar proton-transporting V-type ATPase complex assembly. NCBI's taxonomy places the organism in Eukaryota, Viridiplantae, Streptophyta, Magnoliopsida, Brassicales, Brassicaceae. The record is from RefSeq and is a predicted model, not a curated record.
UACCCCCGUCAACUCUGUUGAGCUCGCGGGAUCGAUUCCUUGUUGUACCACGUACGUUCUCGUGCAAGCUUUGAUUUGUUCAUUGCUGGCUUUUGCUAUGGCGGGAGAUGAAGGAACUGAGAUUUACGAGGAAGGAGAGGAUUCCAUUGAUGUGAAUAACGAAGUUGAGCUGGAAAAGGAGGGAGGAGGAAGAGAUGAGAAGGUGUUGGACUUCUUAGAUUCGUUGGAUGAGUAUUUAACGCUCAUGGAUUCUCUCAGUUCAAAGCUUCGAGAGGGAUGGUUUGAUCUAGCAAGUGCUAGGCAUUCUAUGGGAACUCUACGUAUCAACAGCACUCUUUUGGACCUCAAGUUUCAUCCCGCUGCUUCGACAUUGCAAGUGACUGAACAAGAUGUUGAAGCUUUGGGAUCAGUACCUCGUUUUGCUUUGUCCAAGUGGGCUUCCAAGGGUGGUAGUGGGAAAGGCAAAGACUCCUCUAUUGAUGCAGAUUCUGAGGCGGGGUCACCUCGUAGACCACAGCUACGCCAUCGAGGAGGCGUUUCUGAGGAGAAACCAUCAGCCAUGGGUGAAACAGUGUUAGCAGCUGAUGAAGAGAUUAAGAGAGAACGAGCCAAGUCUCUGUCGGUAUUCGGAGGUCUAGUCUCGCCUAAGCUGCGUGGCGCUCAACUCUCAUUUGAAGCAGCUCUUGAAACUCUUGUGGAAAUAGCCAACACUCGAUCAUCCAUGCUAACUGCCUUUGAGCGGAUCACAAAGAAGUAAAGACUGAUCAACGUGCUCAAUGGAUUCAGUGGAAGCAGAACAGUGGCGACGUGUCAAAGGGAGACAGAAUGUUCCACAUUCAGUGUAAACACAGAUUUGUUUCAGUGAUUAAAUUUUACCAUAAUUUCUUACAGACAUGAGCUAAAGAAAGAUCCA